Molecule: messenger RNA, 12923 nt
Organism: Callithrix jacchus (white-tufted-ear marmoset)
Lineage: Eukaryota; Metazoa; Chordata; Mammalia; Primates; Cebidae
Gene: NOS1
Product: nitric oxide synthase 1
Biological process (GO): nitric oxide biosynthetic process
Molecular function (GO): nitric-oxide synthase activity; NADP binding; calmodulin binding
Source: RefSeq, a predicted model, not a curated record
AGGGAUCUCAGAGGCACAAAGCCGAGGGGAAGGGGAGCGACACGCGCGGCUCCUACCCGGAGGCCAGUGGGUGCAACCGGCCCCUUCCAGCCGCGCGGGGCGGCGGACUCCGAGGAUUCAGAACCCGGAGCGUGGCAGCCGCGGGCGCCCGGGAGGAGGAGGAGGAAGAGUAGGAGGCGGGCGGGCGGGUGCGCAGCGUGAAGAGGCAGCCUCGGCGCUGCCCGGCUCGGCGGCAGGUCACUGUGACCAGAGAGAGCUCGUGGCUUUCCAAGCUCUGCAUCAGGCUGUCUGGGGUAGACAUCCGGAGAGGAGAGGCUUUCACCGAGAAGGCAGCCGACGAGGGCAGGAACCUUUUCAGUGACUCCCCGGGUUUGUGGUCCUAGAUCUACCCAUUACUUGUUGCGUGACCUUUGCUCAUGAUGCCUCAGAUCUGAUCCACAUCUAACAGGCUGGCAAUGAAGACAUCCAGAGAAUAGUUCACAUCUAUCAUGCGUCACUUCUAGACACAGCCACCAGACACAUCUCCUCCCCACUCUGCCUGACCUGUGGUUUAGGGACACAUCCCACGGCCUCUCCUGACGUCUGCCUGGUCAACCAUCGCUUCCUUAGAGAAUAAGGAGAGAGGCAGACGCAGGAAAUCAUGCCACCGACGGGCCACCAGCAAUGAGUGGGUGACGCUGAGUUGACGUCAAAGACAGAGAGGGCUGGAGCCUUGUCAGCACCUGUCACCCCAGCUCCUGCUCGCAGUGUAGCCUGAAGCCUGGCUCCUCCUGGUGAAAUCGUCUUGGCCUGAUAGCAUCGUGAGGUCUUCAGACAGGGCCCUUGGAAGCCGGUGACCAUGGAGGAUCACAUGUUCGGUGUUCAGCAAAUCCAGCCGAAUGUCAUUUCUGUUCGUCUCUUCAAACGCAAAGUUGGGGGCCUGGGAUUCCUGGUGAAGGAGCGGGUCAGUAAGCCGCCCGUGAUCAUCUCUGACCUGAUUCGAGGGGGUGCCGCAGAGCAGAGUGGCCUUAUCCAGGCUGGAGACAUCAUUCUCGCAGUCAAUGGCCGGCCCUUGGUGGACCUGAGCUACGACAGCGCCCUGGAGGUACUCAGAGGCAUUGCUUCCGAGACCCACGUGGUCCUCAUUCUGAGGGGCCCUGAAGGCUUCACCACACACCUGGAGACCACCUUUACGGGUGAUGGGACCCCCAAGACCAUACGGGUGACCCAACCCCUGGGUCCCCCCACCAAAGUUGUGGAUCUGUCCCACCAGCCAGCAGCCGGCAAAGAACAGCCCCUAGCAGUAGACGGAGCCUCGGGUCCCGGGAAUGGGCCUCAGCAUGCCCAAGAUGAUGGGCAGGAGGCCAGCUCGCUCCCUCAUGCCAACGGCCUGGCCCCCAGGCCCCCAGGCCAGGACCCCGUGAAGAAAGCAGCCAGGGUUGGUCUCCAAGGCAGAGGGGAGAACAAUGAACUGCUCAAGGAGAUAGAGCCUGUGCUGAGCCUUCUCACCAGUGGAAGCAGAGGGGUCAAGGGAGGGGCACCUGCCAAGGCAGAGAUGAAAGAUAUGGGAAUCCAGGUGGACAGAGAUUUGGAUGGCAAGUCACACAAACCUCUGUCCCUCGGCGUGGAGAACGACCGAGUCUUCAAUGACCUGUGGGGGAAGGGCAAUGUGCCUGUCGUCCUCAACAACCCAUAUUCAGAGAAGGAGCAGCCUCCUGCCUCGGGAAAACAGUCCCCCACAAAGAAUGGCAGCCCCUCCAAGUGUCCACGCUUCCUCAAGGUCAAGAACUGGGAGACUGACGUGGUUCUCACUGACACCCUCCACCUUAAGAGCACAUUGGAAACAGGAUGCACUGAGUAUAUCUGCAUGGGCUCCAUCAUGCUUCCUUCUCAGCAUACACGGAGGCCUGAAGACGUCCGCACAAAAGAACAGCUCUUCCCUCUCGCCAAAGAGUUUAUUGAUCAGUACUAUUCAUCCAUUAAAAGAUUUGGCUCCAAAGCCCACAUGGAAAGGCUGGAAGAGGUGAACAAAGAGAUCGAAACCACCAGCACCUACCAGCUCAAGGACACAGAGCUCAUCUACGGGGCCAAACACGCCUGGCGGAAUGCCUCGCGCUGUGUGGGCAGGAUCCAGUGGUCCAAGCUGCAGGUGUUUGAUGCCCGUGACUGCACCACGGCCCAUGGGAUGUUCAACUACAUCUGCAACCAUGUCAAGUAUGCCACCAACAAAGGGAACCUCAGGUCGGCCAUCACCAUAUUCCCCCAGAGGACAGAUGGCAAGCAUGACUUCCGAGUCUGGAACUCCCAGCUCAUCCGCUACGCUGGCUACAAGCAGCCUGAUGGCUCCACCCUGGGGGACCCAGCCAACGUGCAGUUCACAGAGAUUUGCAUACAGCAGGGCUGGAAACCCCCGAGAGGCCGCUUCGAUGUCCUUCCACUCCUGCUUCAGGCCAACGGCAAUGACCCCGAGCUCUUCCAGAUUCCUCCAGAGCUGGUGUUGGAAGUUCCCAUCAGGCACCCCAAGUUUGAGUGGUUCAAGGACCUGGGGCUGAAGUGGUACGGCCUCCCCGCCGUGUCCAACAUGCUCCUGGAGAUUGGCGGCCUGGAGUUUAGCGCCUGUCCCUUCAGUGGCUGGUACAUGGGCACGGAGAUUGGUGUCCGCGACUACUGUGACAACUCCCGCUACAAUAUCCUGGAGGAAGUGGCCAAAAAGAUGAACCUGGACAUGAGGAAGACAUCCUCCCUGUGGAAGGACCAGGCCCUGGUGGAGAUCAAUAUCGCAGUUCUCUACAGCUUCCAGAGCGACAAAGUGACCAUUGUUGACCAUCACUCUGCCACUGAGUCCUUCAUUAAGCACAUGGAGAAUGAGUACCGCUCCCGGGGAGGCUGCCCUGCCGACUGGGUGUGGAUCGUGCCCCCCAUGUCCGGAAGCAUCACCCCUGUGUUCCACCAGGAGAUGCUCAACUACCGGCUCACCCCCUCCUUCGAAUACCAGCCUGAUCCCUGGAACACCCACGUCUGGAAAGGCACCAAUGGGACUCCCACAAAGCGGCGAGCCAUCGGCUUCAAGAAGCUGGCAGAAGCUGUCAAGUUCUCGGCCAAACUGAUGGGGCAAGCUAUGGCCAAGAGAGUCAAAGCGACCAUCCUCUAUGCCACAGAGACUGGCAAAUCACAAGCUUAUGCCAAGACCUUGUGUGAGAUCUUCAAACAUGCCUUUGAUGCCAAGGUUAUGUCCAUGGAAGAAUAUGACAUCGUGCACCUGGAACAUGAAACUCUGGUCCUUGUGGUUACCAGCACCUUUGGCAACGGAGAUCCCCCUGAGAAUGGGGAGAAAUUCGGCUGUGCAUUGAUGGAAAUGAGGCACCCCAACUCUGUGCAGGAAGAAAGGAAGUACCCGGAACCCUUGCGUUUCUUUCCCCGUAAAGGGCCUCCCCUCCCCCGUGGUGACACAGAAGUCCACAGUCUGGCUGCAGCCCGUGACAGCCAGCACAGGAGCUACAAGGUCCGAUUCAAUAGCGUCUCCUCCUACUCUGACUCCCAAAAAUCAUCAGGCGAUGGACCCGACCUCAGAGACAACUUUGAGAGUGCUGGACCCCUGGCCAAUGUGAGAUUCUCAGUGUUCGGCCUUGGCUCACGAGCGUACCCUCACUUUUGCGCCUUUGGACACGCCGUGGACACCCUCCUGGAAGAACUGGGAGGGGAGAGGAUCCUGAAGAUGAGGGAAGGGGAUGAGCUCUGUGGGCAGGAAGAGGCUUUCAGGACCUGGGCCAAGAAGGUCUUCAAGGCAGCCUGUGAUGUCUUCUGUGUGGGAGAUGAUGUCAACAUUGAAAAGGCGAACAAUUCCCUCAUCAGCAAUGACCGCAGCUGGAAGAGAAACAAGUUCCGCCUCACCUAUGUGGCCGAAGCUCCAGAACUCACACAAGGUCUAUCCAAUGUCCACAAAAAGCGAGUCUCAGCCGCCCGACUCCUUAGCCGUCAAAACCUACAAAGCCCUAAAUCCAGCCGCUCGACCAUCUUCGUGCGUCUCCACACCAACGGGAGUCAGGAGUUGCAGUACCAGCCUGGGGACCACCUGGGUGUCUUCCCUGGCAACCAUGAGGACCUCGUGAAUGCCCUGAUGGAGCGGCUGGAGGACACGCCCCCUGUCAACCAGAUGGUGAAAGUGGAGCUGCUGGAGGAGCGGAACACGGCUUUAGGCGUCAUCAGUAACUGGACAGACGAGUGCCGCCUCCCGCCCUGCACCAUCUUCCAGGCCUUCAAGUACUACCUGGACAUCACCACGCCGCCAACACCCCUGCAGCUGCAGCAGUUUGCCUCCCUAGCCACCAGCGACAAGGAGAAGCAGCGUCUGCUGGUCCUCAGCAAGGGGUUGCAGGAGUACGAGGAAUGGAAAUGGGGCAAGAACCCCACCAUUGUGGAGGUGCUGGAGGAGUUCCCAUCCAUCCAGAUGCCAGCCACCCUGCUCCUGACCCAGCUGUCCCUGCUGCAGCCCCGCUACUAUUCCAUCAGCUCCUCCCCAGACAUGUACCCGGAUGAAGUGCACCUCACUGUGGCCAUCGUUUCCUACCGCACCCGAGAUGGAGAAGGACCAAUUCACCACGGCGUGUGCUCCUCCUGGCUCAACCGGAUACAGGCUGACGAAGUGGUCCCCUGUUUCGUGAGGGGAGCACCCAGCUUCCACCUGCCCCGGAACCCCCAAGUCCCCUGCAUCCUUGUUGGACCAGGCACCGGCAUUGCCCCUUUCCGAAGCUUCUGGCAACAGCGGCAAUUCGAUAUCCAACACAAAGGAAUGAACCCCUGCCCCAUGGUCCUGGUCUUCGGGUGCCGGCAAUCCAAGAUAGAUCAUAUCUACAAGGAAGAGACCCUGCAGGCCAAGAACAAGGGGGUCUUCAGAGAGCUGUACACCGCCUACUCCAGGGAGCCAGACAAACCAAAGAAGUACGUGCAGGACAUCCUGCAAGAGCAGCUGGCGGAGUCUGUGUACCGAGCCCUGAAGGAGCAAGGGGGCCACAUUUACGUCUGUGGGGACGUCACCAUGGCUGCUGAUGUCCUCAAAGCCAUCCAGCGCAUCAUGACCCAGCAGGGGAAGCUCUCGGCGGAGGAUGCUGGCGUGUUCAUCAGCCGGAUGAGGGAUGACAACCGGUACCAUGAGGAUAUUUUCGGAGUCACCCUGCGCACGUAUGAAGUGACCAACCGCCUUAGAUCUGAGUCCAUUGCCUUCAUUGAAGAGAGCAAGAAAGAUACCGACGAGGUUUUCAGCUCCUAACUGGACCCUCUUGCCCAGCUGACUGCAGGUUUUGUAAGCGCAGACUGACACUGCUGAACCUUUCCUCUGGGACCCCGCGUGGCCCUCGCUCUGCCUCCCGUCCUUGUCGCUGUGCCCUGGUUUCCUUCGUCCGGGUUCUCGCCCCUCAGUGGUUUCCUCGGCCCUCCUGGGUUGAUUUCAGAGUUUUCCUGCUGCAAUGUGAUGCUUUUCUAAUCUGCAGUGGCUCUUACAAAACUCUGUUCCUGCCCCCUCUCUUGCUGACAAGGGCAACUAACGGGUGCAUGAAACCACUGGAACAUGGCCGUCGCUGUGGGGGUUUUUUUCUCUGGGGUUCCCCUGGAAAGGCUGCAGGAACUAGGCACAAGCUCUCUGAGGGAGUCCCUCAGCCACAAAAGUCCCCCCUUCCCCUUUUUUAUGAUGACGUUUUUGGUCGUGCGUGUGUAUGCCUGUGUGUGAUGGGCCAGGUCUGUCCGUUCUCUUCCCUGCGCAAGUAUGUCAACCUUAGAUCUCCACCUCUUUCACUGAAGACCCUCGAGGCCAAGAAACAUGUCCCUGGCCCACAUUAAUCCCUCAAGUGUCCAUAAUUAAGGGUCCACGCCCAUGUACCUGAAACGUGUGGAAGCCCAGUAAUUGUUCUGGUUAGAAAGGGUUCAGGGCAUGGAGGGAGGAGUAGGAAAUUGAUUAAGGGGCUAUCUCCCAACGAAAGGGGCAGUCCCAGAAUUUGAUGCAUUUAGAUUCUGAGACCAGUGAGCAGAGCCCUCACGUGACGUGAACCCAUCUAAUGGAUGGGGUGAGUCCCCUCCCCAAACCCACCCAUCCCACCAGAAUCACUUGACUUGGCCACAUCCACUGACUGCCCCAUCCUCCAGCAAUACCAUCCAAGGGACCCGGAAGUUAUGUUGUUCAAAGAAGCCUGGAUCUUCCUGCUUUGCCACUGGGUGAUUUUGGAUGAGUCACUUGUCCUCAGUUUUUCCUAGUCAUAAUGAAUCUAAAGAAUAUGAAUGAAUAGGCCGGGUGCAGUGGUUCACGCCUAUAAUCCUAGCACUUUGGGAGGCCGAAAUGGGUGGAUCACCUGAGGUCAGGAGUUCGAGACCAGCCUGACCAACAUGGUAAAACCCCGUCUCUACUAAAAAUACAAAAAUUAGCUGGGCGUGGUGACGCAUGCCUAUAAUCCCAGCUACUUGGGAGGCUGAGGCAGAAGAAUCGCUUGAACUUGGGAGGCGGAGGUUGCCUCCCAAGUGAACCAGGAUGGCGCCAUUGCACUCCAGCCUAGGCAACAAGAGUGAAACUCUUAUCUCCAAAAAGAAUAUAAAUGGAUUAAAUGUUAAAGCUUUGAUGCCUGGAAACAAUAUCAAGUAACUAUAUGAUUGUUAGUUUUUUAUUCCCCCAAAGGGGGCUUGCUGCUUUACCCCUGGGGGUGAAAUAACAAGCUGGUUAAAGUGCAUGAGAUUGAAGAUGGGAAGAACGUGGCCCUCGGGCUUCUUGCCCUCUGCACUUGAUCUCCAAAGCUUUAAACCUGUUAAAGUAAUUUUGACAAAUAAAUUACCCUCAACUCAGAUCAAAAAAUGGGCAGCCAAGUCUUCAGUAGGAAUUGGGGCCGGUGCAAUUUCUCCCUAAGAAGCAACCUGCUGAAUUUACUCUCUCAGGAUGAAUGCUGGGAAGGGAUCCCUUUCUAUAAUUAAAUGCUACAAAUUAACAUCAGGUGGUGCCCAGAAAGAGCGAAGAAAUGCUAGUGGCCACCCCAGAUUACAGGGUCCCCAAGGAUGCAAAGGGAAUGUUGUAUCAGUUCUACCCUGUUUGUUGUGUUCCGUACAGAAAACCACAUCUCUUUUAUGUACUAUGUGUGGGCAUAUCUUGGCGUUAGUGUGGGUCCCUGCUAAAGAGGAAGUGCACUGGCCCCUUUGAAAGGGCUUUACAAUGGGGGCACCAAGAUCCCAAAGGGCCCGACCUAGGAGACUGCUGAAGUGAAAAGGCAAUCUAUGUCUUACCUUCCCCUACCAUCCCUGGCAGCCCCCACUGCUGUCCCAUUCCUGGCACAUGGAGUUUGACUUCAUGCCAGCUGUAAUCUCCCCUCCCUUCCUUUAAUCCCAAUUUCCCCUGCUCAGCCUUCCACAGACAUAAAGAACAAACAUUCAGCAACCCACACUAACCCUUUCUAUCCUGAAGGAAAGCCCAUUCUAAACUUCUUUCCUGCAGGGCACAGUAGCUCACUCCUGUAAUCUCAGCACAUUGGGAGGCUGAGGCAGGCAGAUCACCCGAGGUCAGGAGUUCAAGACCAGCCUGGCCAACAUGGUGAAACCCUGUCUCUACUAAAAAUACUAAAGUUGCUGGGUGUACAGGUAUGUGCCUGUAAUCCUAGCUUCUAGGGAGGCUGAGGCAGGAGAAUUGCUUGAACCCAGGAGGCAGAGGUUACAGUGAGAUGAGAUGGUGCCAUUGCACUUCAGCCUGGGCAAUAGAGCGAGACUCCAUCUCAAAAAAAAUUAGUCAAAUAAAUACCUUUCCUGCAAACCCAAUUCCAGCUCCUACUAGCUCUUCUCCCAAAGGCGUUGUUUCCAAUCCUUUAUACCUUUGGAGACACGUGCCAAUUUCCCCGGGGAAGGAAACUGCUGUGUCCAAUCCCCAUCAAACAGAAAUUGAUCAGUGCUUCCCACUCCAAGUCAAGCUUUAUGCAGGAAUGCUUCUCCAUCAGGGAAUAAAUACUUAGAAGAGGUUACCAUGUGCGAGGCACCUCCUUUCUGCAUAUCCCUGCCCUUCUAGUAGCAGACAGAUGGAAACAUUGUCUUGUUUAGUCAAGGAAUCCAAAGAAAUGAUUAUAUAACCACGAUUCAUCUUUCUUCUCCAGAAAGAUUUUUUUUUAAGUAAACACCUUUCAAUCCCCAAUACAGGCUGCUUCACAACUCCAGGCUAGAAGGCAGGAGAGUGAUCUGAUGUGUUUCUUUCAUUUGCCAGAAUUCCCACCAAAAGCCCCUUUCUGUUGAGUAACCUAUCAAGGACCAGAGUGAGUCCAGAUUUAUUUAGCUCAGAUCCAGGGUGGAGAAAUACUGCCCUCUCGUGGUGGCUUUUCAUCCAGGCCUUGUAGCCAACAAUAACUGCAAAAUAGUAUUAAGCAAUGGAUGAGCAAAAUAGGGUUGACUGGGUAUCUGGGGGUUAUUCAAGUUAUGGCCCAUUUAUUUCCCUCUUGCCCUUGAACUGGCCUGUAGCAGCUCCAACCCCAUUUCACAAAAGUGAGUUUGGCCGGGAGGAAUGAGACAUCUCCUGAAAUAGCAUCGGAACAUGACGCCCGCCUGCCAUCACUGUGAAUCCAGUUCCCACACCUGUGUCAUGAACGAGCAGGGGGGCGAUAGUUAAACUCCUUGGGAGGAGAGAGGGCUUCCCUUGGUUUCCCUGGAGUGAGAUAGCCAGGUGUCUUUCUUUUGCAGGGGGGAUGCUUCAGACCCACCAAAAUGGAAUUUUGGGAGCCGACCUGAGUGCAAAUCCUAAUUCCACCCCUGUUGGUGUAGAUGGCUGUGGGCUGCUCCUUUGGCCUUUUAGAGUCUACAUACCCAUCUGUGUAACAAGGCAGAUUAAGUGAGAUAAUGCCCACAAAAUGCCCAGUAUAGUGCCUGGUUCAGAAGUUACUGCAUUUUAAUUUUUCACUUGACUUAUGGUACGUCUUGCUUCUCCAAUGUGUGGAAGGUAUCGGGGAGUGUGUAGAGAUAAGUAAAACACUGUUCCUCUUUUGUAGAAGGUUAGAAUCCUUUUUUUUUUUUUUUUUUUUUUUUUAGAAAGAGUCUUGCUCUGUUACCCAGGCUGGAGUACAGUGGUGCGAUCUCAGCUCACUGCAAUCUCCACCUCCCAGGUUCAAGCAAUUCUCCUGCCUCAGCCUCCUGAGUAUCUGGGAUUACAGGUGUCCACUACCAUGCCUGGCUAAUUUUUGUAGUAUUAGUAGAGGCGGGAUUUCACCAUGUUGGCCAGGCUGGUCUCAAACUCCUGACCUCAAAUGAUCCACAUACCCCAGCCUCCCAAAGUUCUGGGAUUGCAGGCAUGAGCCACCGCGCUCAGCCAAAGGUUAUGGUCUGAUGAAGAGAGACACCAGAAUUGACAUAGAUUUCCAGGGUUUGAGAAAUGGGUAGGAUUUCACUGGUAGCUUCUGGAAGAUAAGAGUUGGCCAGGAAUUAGGAAGAGUGACAGGAAAGGUAUGGGCGGGGAGCAUGUCAGAUAAAUUGGAGCUGGCUUUGGAAGACUGAGGAGGGCGAGGAAAGGUAGGCUGGGACCAGACAGUGGGGAGAGGUGAGUGGCAUCACAAGAAAUUUAGACUUUAUUCAACAGGCAACAGGGAGUCCCUAAGAGUGUUUUUCAAAAGAGGACAUUAAGGCAAUUGGAGUUAAGCUUGAAAAAGAAAGCUCUGGCCACAGUAUGGAGCAUGGUCCGUUGAGCUGUUGGGGGUUAUUGCUGCAGCCAAGGCUUGAGUGAGGGAAGAGGCAGAUGGAGUGAUAAAGAGACUCCAGGAACUAAAUCAACGUACCUGGCCCCCAUCCAUUGUGGAGGGUGAGAACAAAGGAGAAAUUAAAACAUCUUGCAGUCUGGGCAUGGUAGUUCAUGUCUGUACUCCCAGCGCUUUGAGGCCGAGGUGCGCAUAUCAGUUGAGGUCAGGAGUUCGAGACCAGCCUGGCCAACAUGGUGAAACCCCAACUCUACUAAGAAAAUACAAAAAUUAACCAGGCAUAUUGGCAUGGUUAAUUGCCUACUUGGGAGGCUGGGGCAGAAGAAUCGCUUGAGCCCAGGAGGUAGAAGCUACAGUGAGCCAAGAUUGUACCACUGCACUCCAGCCUGGGCAACAGAGCAAAACUCCAUCUUAAAAAUAAAAUAAAACAAAACAAAACACUUUGCCCCUAGCUGAGAGAGAGGUCUCCGAAGAGCAGGCUCAGGGAAAAGAUGACUUUUCAGUGCUGAUGUGAUAGCCAGCUUCUCUGGAGUCAAGGGGGUGAAUCCUUCCCAAGUCCAGCCAUGCCUAGAUGCCCAGAAGGAAAACUGACCCCCAGCCAGUAGACAUUAGCUAAGAACACGGAAUAUUCUGGCCAAACACACUUUCAGCAGCUGCGUGCUUUGGACUUUGAAAGAAGUCAGAUUUUGCCCUAAGCUCAAAACAAGUGAGAGAUCUGACCUAGCUCAUGGGGCAAAUGGUCCUAAUGGGAUAAGCAACCCAGAUGCCUGAUCCCUUCACACCUACAGCACUAGUGCCUAAUGCAGCCUUUUCAUUCAUGCCAUUAGGAAAUCCAUGGACUUAUCGCCUGUGUUUUAAGUCAGCCAUGUUUCCUUGUAUAUUUCCCUCUCCGCUGCCCCAGAUACCCAGCAUGCCACUGUGGCCGCCAUGUCCUCAAAGCCUUCUGUCUGUUACAGGAAGGUAGUCUGCAACUGCCAGGAAGGAACAAGGAGGGAGGAACUCUCACUAGGCUUCCCUUAUAACAUAUUCAUACUCUCUGGCUGUUCUCAAACUGAAGUCUCCUGCAUCCAAAUGUCCUCUCUGGCUCAAAUAUUAGGCCAGACAUGGUGGCUCAUGCCUAUAAUCUCAGCACUUUAUGGGAGGCUGAAAUGGGAGGAUCACUUGAGGCCAGGAGUUUGAGACCAGCCUGGGCAACAUAGCAAAAUCCCACUGCUAUAAAAAAAACUUAAAAAAAAAAAAAUGAGCUGGGCAUGGUGGCUGCUCCUGUAGUCCCAGCUACUUGGGAGGCUGAGGCAAGAAGAUCACUUGAUCCCAGGAGUUCGAGGCCACGGUGAGCUAGGAUCACACCACUGCACUCCAGCCUGGGUGAAAGGGUGAGACCCUGUCUCUAAGAAAAAUUAAAAAGACCAGGAGCUGAGAUUGAGGAAACACAGGUCUGAAGGACAGAGGGACAGGUCUGAAGUCCCGCCUCCUAGGGACUCAACACAGAUAUUCCCCAUGAACAGGGAUUUGCCCUUUUGGGGCCAACCUGUCCCUUCCUCAGCCCUUUAUCUCAUACCCCCUAUUCUUGGCCCACUGCCAAUCUCUGCCUUGUGGCAAAAGGACCCCAGAAGAAAAGCUGCCCCUCCCCAGAUGUAAGGAGCCAGGUACACUUUCACCCAUGACAAGCAGUGUCUGUUGAGGGCCUGUUUCCUAUUAAUACUUACCAAAGCCACGUGCGGGGGAGGUGGUCAAAUGUCAGUAUGCCUUAGUAUGUUUAUAUGAGUUCGUUUUGUUUUGGAAUAUCCGAACAGUUCUGGUCAAGCGGGACUUUGCCUGUCUCUUCCAAAACACAGUCCAUUACCGAUGAGAUGGCCCUGCAGGCAGGAACAGAUCUGCCUCAAUGCACUGCUUCCUGUAGUCUUUUAGAAAAUGAUUGCAGGACAGCAAGUGCCCAGAUUUGACGCCAAAGUUCUAGGAGACUCUAGCGCAGUCUGUCGACCUCAGCACCACUGGUCUUUGGGGUUGGAUAAUUUUUUCUUGUGGGGGCCAUCGUGGGCUCUGUGGGAAGCUGAGCAGCAUUCCUGGCCUCCACCCACUAGAUGCCCGUAGCAAUGCCCUCUGAAUGGUGACAAUCAAAUAUGUUAUGAGACAUUGCCCAACGUCCCCCGGGGGCAACACCCCCUCUCUUGGACUUCGGGGGCCAGAAAAUCUCUGCUGACUGCCCAGGACUUCUCAUUACAGAGUUCCUGGAGCGAGCAGCAGAAACUUUGCUUAGCCCAGAGGUUGUUUCCUUUAUCUGCUGCCAAACUGAGAUUUGAGGAUAUCGGGGGCCAGGGCAUAGGGAGGGCAGAAUGCUUUCAAAAACUCCUCCCAGGCCGGGUAUAGUGGCUCACGCCUGAAAUCCAAGCACUUUGAGAAGCUGAGCAGGUGGAUCACUUGAGGCCGGGAGUUCGAGACCAGCCUGGCCAACAUGGCAAAACCACGUCUCUACCAAAAAUACAAAAAUUAGCUGGGCAUGGUGGCAAGCGCCUGUAAUCCCAGCUACUUAGGAGGCUGAGGCAGGAUAAUCGCUUAAACCCAGGAGACAGAGGUUGCAGUGAGCCGAAAUUGCAUCACUGCACUCCAGCCUGGUGACAGAAUGAGACCCCGUGCCAAAAAAAAAAAAAAGCCCUCCCAUGCCAGAACAGAGGAUGGCAGUCCAUUUUGAUAAUGCUGUGUCCUUGGUGUUGGUUCUGAUUGAGACCCAAUGAGGUCCAGUGCCCUCAAGCCGGGUCUGGGUCCCCUCCCAUGUCCUGCGCUCUGCCGCCACUGUUUUUGUUGUUGUGCUGUGCCGUUGUGAUUGUUAAGACUCACACUCCUGGCUCAGCAGUGGUUUUCCAGAAGGCCCAAAGAGUGGUGCCGGGCAUUCCACAUUGCAAUGUCCAUUCCGGGUUUGGGAAGCUGGGGAGGUGGGCAGACUUGGUCGCAUCUCACCACACACACACACACACACACACACACACACACACACACACGUACGCACGCUGUCAGAAACUCGGCCGUUCCCCCCUACCUCGAGCUCUCAAUGCUGCUAAUCUCUGCCAAGUGUCCCUGUGCUCCAGCACCUUCCUCAAAGGACUGACGCCCGCCCCACGCUCUUUGCGAGGUUGUCCAGGCUGUGUUCGCCGCAUGCUCUUCUUCUGUAUAGUUCUCAUCUUCCAAUUUUAUGGGAUUCAACAAAAACCUAUUAUGCUUGUUUGCAUUAUGAUUACAAUAUUAAAAAAGUGGAUUCAA